UCUUCGAGCAGUCUCGCAACAAGUCUUCCCCUCACAGAGGGACUUGCUGCAGAGGAACAUCUGGACUUGGAUUUGACACCUGCCUCACAGCACACCAGAGCAUACUACCACACAACACGGUGCGCAGAAACAAGCAAGCGAGCAUGGCGUCCCGACACAGCAGCAGCAUGCUGCUGAGCGUGCUCUUACUCGGGGUUGUGCUCUGCAAUGAAGUUGCGGCGCAAGCGCCUCAGGCGGCGCAAGGGCCGGGGCCAUCACAAGCACCUCCGGCCACUCCUCCGGCGGCGACUCCUCCGGCGGCUACACCCCCAACGGCAUCUCCUCCCCCGGCCCCUACCCCUCCUCUAGCUCCCCCUCCCUCGUCGCCACCUCCGGCACCUCCUCUAGCUCCUCCCCCAGCUUCUCCCCCACUGGCACCGCCUCUAGCUCCCCCUCCCUCAUCCCCUCCACCGUCACCCCCUCUAGCUCCCCCUCCCUCGUCCCCGCCACCAUCACCCCCUCUAGCUCCUCCCCCAUCUUCUCCCCCACCAUCGCCUCCUCUAGCCCCUCCUCCAUCUCCCCCCCUGGCUCCCCCACCCCCGACCACUCCCCCACCACCUCCAAGCUCCCCUCCUCCACCCCCGAGCCCCUCCCCACCUCCCCCUCCUCCUCCUGCUACCCCCCCUCCCCCUCCUCUCGCCCCCACCCCAGCUCCUGCUCCAGCCCCCGUUCCAAGUGCACCGGUCGAUUCACCACAGACCGCCGGUGCAGGCGCCUCGAUGAUGAGCCCGUACACAUGGUCGGGUCUUGCGCUGGCCUCAGCCAUUGCUGUGGUACUAGCGUGAGCAGAAAUGGCAGAGUAGGAACCAGAAGGAACCAAGCGUAUGGAUCAAUUGAUAGGGCAGGAAACAGGCCAUUAGAAUUCAUCUAUUACUGAUAAUCAAUCAGCGUGCGUGCGCUCAAUAAGAAUCCUGUAACAUUAAGAAGCCCGGCAGACAGUUCAGACAGCUCUGUUCUGUUCUUAGAUUUUCAGUUGGCUUUGCACUAGCACAGGCAUUCCAGCCAUCACCAUUAAAGGUUCACAGAUUCAUUCAACUGAACAUACAACUCUGGCACGUAAGAUAUAUGGACGCCGUUAGGACUGUAGUUAGACUCUGACCAUGCUGGGUUCAACCUUCUUACGAUCGUGUACGACUUAAUUCACAUCAAGUUUUGGCGAUUCAUUCAUUAAUCAAUAAAGUCCAUACGACUUCAUCCGUCGGUAAAUUUGAUCACACCUGGACUUUGCCUCCGU
This is a messenger RNA of Marchantia polymorpha subsp. ruderalis, 1273 nucleotides long. The record is from the annotation of a GenBank genome assembly. Lineage: Eukaryota; Viridiplantae; Streptophyta; Marchantiopsida; Marchantiales; Marchantiaceae.